Molecule: messenger RNA, 1361 nt
Organism: Carcharodon carcharias (great white shark)
Lineage: Eukaryota; Metazoa; Chordata; Chondrichthyes; Lamniformes; Lamnidae
Product: post-GPI attachment to proteins factor 3-like
Exons: 8
Coding region: 69-1025 (318 amino acids)
Biological process (GO): GPI anchor biosynthetic process
Cellular component (GO): endoplasmic reticulum membrane
Molecular function (GO): hydrolase activity, acting on ester bonds
Source: RefSeq, a predicted model, not a curated record
UGCUCAAUGUGAAACCCCGGAAGUUGAAGUGCCGGGAAUUCCCGCCGGCUCGGAAGCCGGGCUGGAGGAUGCUGAUCGGAGCACUGACCGUUUGCUGCCUGUUGUUCGUUGUCUGCGGAUUGCCCGCUGUCUGCUGCUCCCAGGGGGACCGGGAGCCCUAUUACCGCAACUGUGUGUGGCUGUGCGAGCGGCAAAACUGUACCGGCGCCGGGCUCCGGGCCUUCAGCAAACUACAGCCUUUCCACAUGAGCGCGACAGGCUGGACCUGUGCUGACGACUGUAAGUACAACUGUAUGUGGGCAACAGUGGGACUGUACAUUAAAGAAGGACACAACGUGCCUCAGUUUCACGGCAAGUGGCCCUUCUACCGAUUCCUCUUUUUCCAGGAGCCUGCCUCAGCUGUUGCCUCCAUGCUGAAUGGAUUGGCCAACUAUGUCAUGUUGGGCAGGUACCGGGCAGCUGUGCCUUUCGAGUCUCCUAUGUACCGUACAUGCAUCUCCUUCGCCAUGGUCACCCUUAAUGCCUGGGUUUGGUCCACAGUCUUCCACACGCGUGACACCCUGCUAACUGAGAAAAUGGAUUACUUCUGUGCUUCAUCAGUGGUGCUGUACUCCAUCUACCUGUGCUGUGUCCGGACCCUGGGUUUGACUCACCCCUGGACAUCCAGUCUUUUUGGGGCCCUACUCAUCAUAUUGUUCGCCUGUCACAUCUGGUACCUCACCUAUGUGCAUUUUGACUAUGGGUACAACAUGGCUGCCAACGUUUUGAUAGGGUUGAUUAACCUACUGUGGUGGCUCAGCUGGUGCCUGUGGAACCGAGCUCACUGCCCCUAUGUGUGGAAGUGUAUGAUUGUUGUGGUAAUGCUGCAUGGACUGGCUUUACUUGAACUCCUGGACUUCCCUCCGUUGCUGUGGGUAUUUGAUGCUCACGCUGUCUGGCAUUUCAGCACCAUCCCUGUGCCAUUCCUCUUUUACAGCUUUCUCAUUGAUGACAGCCUGCAUCUUCUCAAUGUGAAAACAGAAUAACUAGGUGCCAGUGAGUUGCCGCAUCCAGUGACUGCAAUGUGAAUGUAUGCGAUGCUGACAUGGUGGCUGAUCAUCUCAACACUUACCCACAUGUACUCGGCACUUCUAACAUCAUAAAUUCAUUCCACAUGUGUUCCACACUGACACAAAGAGCCAGCUGGUUAAUACAUGGCACUGGGAUUUAAUCCAGGGUCAGAACUCAUGAGGAGUAAAAAUUUGUGGGGAAAAAGCGGGUGAGUGGGACUAGGUGAGUUGCAGUUUUUUUUAAUUCUUCCAUGGGAUGUAGGUGUCGCUGGCUGGGCCAGCAUUUAUUGCCCAUCUCUAAUUCCCCUUGAG